Molecule: messenger RNA, 2200 nt
Organism: Oncorhynchus tshawytscha (Chinook salmon)
Lineage: Eukaryota; Metazoa; Chordata; Actinopteri; Salmoniformes; Salmonidae
Product: exostosin-1a-like
Exons: 6
Cellular component (GO): membrane
Molecular function (GO): glycosyltransferase activity
Source: RefSeq, a predicted model, not a curated record
AUAUUGUUGUUAUUUGGCUGCGUUUCAGGUAUCAAGCCUCGUCCCAAGUUCACGGCGAUCAUCCAUGCUGUGACUCCCCUGGUCUCCCAGUCUCAGCCCAUCCUCAAGCUACUGGUGGCUGUCGCCAAGUCCCAGUAUUGUGUCCAGGUGAUCAUCCUAUGGAACUGUGACAAGCCCCUCCCGGCCAAACACCGCUGGCCUGCCACCGCCGUACCUGUCCUAGUCAUAGAUGGGGAGAGCAAGGUGAUGAGCAGUCGUUUCCUGCCCUAUGACACAAUACCAACAGACGCCGUUCUGAGUCUGGACGAGGAUACAGUUCUCUCUACUACUGAGGUGGACUUUGCUUUCACGGUGUGGAAGAGUUUCCCAGAGAGGAUUGUGGGAUACCCGGCCAGGAGUCAUUUCUGGGACAGCAACAAGGAGAGGUGGGGUUACACCUCCAAGUGGACCAACGACUACUCUAUGGUCCUGACAGGAGCUGCUAUAUACCACAGAUACUACCACUACCUGUAUACCAGUUACCUGCCGGCUAGUCUGAGGGGCCUGGUGGACCAGCUGUCGAACUGUGAAGACAUCCUGAUGAACUUCCUGGUGUCAGCCGUCACCAAGCUGCCGCCCAUCAAGGUCACCCAGAAGAAACAGUACAAGGAGACUAUGAUGGUGCAGACCUCUAGAGCGUCUCGGUGGGCCGACCCAGACCACUUUGCCCAGCGGCAGAGCUGCAUGAAUAAGUUUGCCAGCUGGUUUGGCAGCAUGCCCCUGGUGCACUCUAAUAUGCGUCUGGACCCGGUGUUGUUUAAAGACCAGGUGUCCAUACUGAGAAAGAAAUACAAGGACAUAGAGAGACUAUAACCAGCCUGAUCCUCUCUGUCUUCAUGGUGGAGUGGAGAGGGACAGAGAGAGACUAUAACCAGCCUGAUCCUCUCUGUCUUCAUGGUGGAGUGGAGAGGGACAGAGAGAGACUAUAACCAGCCUGAUCCUCUCUGUCUUCAUGGUGGAGUGGAGAGGGACAGAGAGAGACUAUAACCAGCCUGAUCCUCUCUGUCUUCAUGGUGGAGUGGAGAGGGACAGAGAGAGACUAUAACCAGCCUGAUCCUCUCUGUCUUCAUGGUGGAGUGGAGAGGGACAGAGAGAGACUAUAACCAGCCUGAUCCUCUCUGUCUUCAUGGUGGAGUGGAGAGGGACAGAGAGAGACUAUAAACCAGCCUGAUCCUCUCUGUCUUCAUGGUGGAGUGGAGAGGGACAGAGAGAGACUAUAAACAGCCUGAUCCUCUCUGUCUUCAUGGUGGAGUGGAGAGGGACAGAGAGAGACUAUAACCAGCCUGAUCCUCUCUGUCUUCAUGGUGGAGUGGAGAGGGACAGAGAGAGACUAUAAACAGCCUGAUCCUCUCUGUCUUCAUGGUGGAGUGGAGAGGGACAGAGAGAGACUGUAACCAGCCUGAUCCUCUCUGUCUUCAUGGUGGAGUGGAGAGGGACAGAGAGAGACUAUAAACAGCCUGAUCCUCUCUGUCUUCAUGGUGGAGUAGAGAGAGACUACAACAAGCCUGAGACCCCUGCUGCCUCCUGGAAGGACAGGAGAGUAGUGGGAUGGGAGACACACAGAGACCCUCCCAGAGAGAAGGGAGGAACAGGAGAAGAAACGAGAGGAGAGGACAGGGCGCUGUGGAGCCAGGACGCCACUGUUGACCCUCCCAGAGAGAAGGGAGGAACAGGAGAAGAAACGAGAGGAGAGGACAGGGCGCUGUGGAGCCAGGACGCCACGGUUGACCCUCCCAGAGAGAAGAGAGGAACAGGAGAAGAAACGAGAGGAGAGGACAGGGCGCUGUGGAGCCAGGACGCCACGGUUGCGUCUUCCACCCACACUCUCCAUCCUUGUACGCUGUUGCUGGUGCCAACAGUGGUAACCGUGACAACCCGGGCUGUAUUUUGGUAGGAGCUGUACACAGACAGAAAACUAGUUCAUGCACAAAUGACAACAUGGACGUCUGGGGGUUCCACGUUCUUCCCCUCACAAGCACUGGUGAACCACUAUAAUCACACAGCCCCCGCCUAGUCAGCACCCACUAUUAUAACAAUAUAUACUAUCUAACACAACCUUUUAUGCAAAGACACAAACAUUUUACUUCUGGGUGGUCCCAGGAAUCGAACCCACUAUCAAGACGAACACCCACAGUCAUCAAUAAAGACUCUCUUCUUUGUC